Molecule: messenger RNA, 4467 nt
Organism: Stegodyphus dumicola
Lineage: Eukaryota; Metazoa; Arthropoda; Arachnida; Araneae; Eresidae
Product: speckle-type POZ protein B-like
Molecular function (GO): protein binding
Source: RefSeq, a predicted model, not a curated record
UUUAUAUAUUUCAGUUAUUAGAUUGUAGUUUUAAUAUUAGUUUUGUGUUUGUGCAAUAAAUGUUCAAAAUACAAGAAGGUGGAGUUAUUUCUCUGUGAUGCGGAGGAUGAAGAAAGGGGUGAUAUUACAGCCUCAUAAGGGCAUUUUUGGAUAUGAUAUAGAAAAUAAAACUUCCACUAUUUUAGGUUUUAUAUUGUAUCUUCUAGCGACAGUAAAAAAUCGUUUUCAGUUGCGAUAGUACCCUUCUCGUGAAUACAGUUGUAUAAAAUUACAGAAAUCACGUGGAGAAUAAAGUAUCAUUCUUUUAUCGGUCAAAGGGGUCCAAACAAACAUCAGCUGAGAGAACUUCAGUUUCAUCGACUUCCUAGCAACGGUAAGUAAGGCAGUUUAUCGCGCGGCGAUGGAGGAGGAACCAGACGAUACAUUUACCUUCACCUGGAUUAUCGAAAAUUUCAGCAUGUGUUAUCACCCAAAGAGAAAAUAUAUUUGCAGUCCGAAGUUUGCCAUGCAUACUUUACCAGGGGUCGAAUGGAAUAUAAAGUUAUAUCCGCAAGGGACUUCCGACGAAAAUUAUACAGAUGUUUAUCUCGUUAAGGAUAACACUCCGGAAGAUAUUUUCAUAUAUUGUACUAUUGAAAUGCUAGAUUCCAACGAAAAGUCAAUUUUUCGACAUACUGAUGUGACUGCCGCAUAUCAAACUAUUGUAUACUGCAGAAAAGAAAGAAAAUCUCUUCUUGAGUCACUUAUAAAUGAUAACCUGCUCAUAAGAGUAAGUUUCCUAACAAGAUGUGGACUUUGGGAUUCAGAAAUAUUGCCAUCACUUUGUCAUAAAAAUGUAUUCGAGGAUCGAUUCGCGGAUGUGGUACUACGAGCCGGUGAUGCUAUUUUCAAAGUUCAUAAAGCUCUUUUGUGGGCGAGGUGGCCCAAAGUCGUUGAAAAAAUGGAAGCGGAACAAACAAGCCAUCGAGAUUUGGAUAUGCAAUCGGAUGUGCUGGAGGCUAUCAUCGGAUAUCUUUACACUGGAAAAAUAAAUUUUAAAGAAUCGGAACUGUUAGCGGCAGACAUUUCCUCCGCUGCCUCAGAGUACGAAAUUUCUACUCUCAAUUCUACACCUGUAGUGGCACAAAAGGCGAGAACCUUUGUAAAUGCAGAGAAGAUAUCAUUUGAGUGGCCAAUAGCGAAUUUCUCUCGUCUGCCUGUUGGAACGCUAUUACGCAGCCGCUUAUUCACCGUCCGUAAUCUGGCAUCAUGUGGAUGGAACUUAAUCUUAAAUAUAUAUGAAAGCCCGUCCUCCGUUAGAGUUUUCGGUGUCUCUAUUUGUAAAACGUACGAGCGAGAAUUCAAGCCUAUUUUCGUGACUACCAAGAUACGGUGUAAUUGGUUUAAUUAUUUUGAAACUUCAAAGUUAACGCUUUAUGAAAAUUCACAUUUAUUUCUAUCAGACAAAAUUUGGAAAUGUGCAGAUAUUUCUAAAAACGUUUGUCCAAAUUCAAAGGAUAGGUUAAUACUAACAUGCGAGUUUAAAUUUUCGAAUUGCAGUCGAUCUACUGAGAUCGUGGAAUCUUUUUGUGAAUUUGUACCUACUGUGAACUGCCAUUAUUUUAGCAAUGACUUUCUCAAGCUUUACAAAAGUGGGAAAUUCUCGGACGUUAGUAUUAUUGCAGGUUGGAAAAUAUUUUCUACCCACAAAUUUAUUCUAAGCGCCCGUUCAUCGGUAUUUCGUAGAAUGUUAGAGGCCGAAAUGAUAGAAUCAAGAAACGGUGUCAUAGAGAUUUCUGAUAUAGAUCCUGAUGUAGUAGAUAAAAUGCUUUCUUUUUUAUAUACUGGAAAAUUGGAGCCACCGCUGAAAGAAACGAUUAUGCAAAAACUGUAUUCCGCUGCCGAUAAGUAUGAUAUUCCCGCUCUUCUCAAAAUUGGGUCGUCCUUUUUGAAAUCAAAUCUGACCGUAAAAGGUGUGUGUGAAGUGUUGCACUUAGCGCAUUUACAUUCCGAUAAGGAUUUGUACAAAACUGCAUUAGCGUAUUUUAAUGCUCAUUCUAAAGAGGUUUUUGCAACUGAUGAAUGGAAAAAUAUGUCCAAAGAGAACUUCUGGAUGAAAGUACUGGAAAAUUCUGUAGUCGAAUUUUGAAACCUUCCGGUCCAAUACAAGUCAAGGCUUGUCUUUUAAACUAUCGAGAUAUUUUCGAAAAUAUUUUAUAAUGUGGAUUUAGAAACUCUUAAAAUUUUCUGCUUUACUUACUUAAAAUCGAGUGUUAUGAUAUACAUGCACAUUCGUAUUUAACGAAAGAAAAUAAUUUGAAACGUCUUAAAACAUUACUUUGUAUCCAGGAAACCGCGAAAAACAGAGCCUUUUCAUUAACAGAUUGGGAAAUACAGUAUACUUCUUUCAGUGACACGUGAAAGCAUAGUAGUUGAAACGUUGCCGAGAAAACAAUGUCUGAGCUAAAGGCCUCGUAUAAAACAUCGUGAGAGGAAAAAAAAGAGAGAAAAUAUGGCAGGUCUUAAACAUCGUGAUUAUAACGCAUCAUGGUAAAAAAUAAAACGAUGCAGAAAUUUCGCAGUUUUAAAUUAUGGCUAAACAAAAUAACGAGAUAAAAAAUAAAAAUCAUCGCCUGAUGAUACAUCGCAGGUAUGUAGUUUCUGACUAUAAAACAUUUAAGUGAAUUUUUGCAUAGUAAUUUGUGAACAGAAGACGAAAUAAUGAAUAUUUUUAUAUUUCAUAUUUUUACAUUAGCUAAUACAUUUAUACUUAAAAAGCAAGAAGGAAACUUAAACGCAUUCAAAAUGUAUAAAACAGUUAAAAUUAAUGCUAUGUAUACUAGUUAAAAUUUUUUAAAAUUUACUUCUAUUCAAGGUGUGUGCUAACUAUUCAAGGUGUGUGUAUGUAUUUAAUUAUGGCAAAGCACACUAGGGCUAUCUGUCUAAGGGAAAGGGAUGCCUUCGUGGAGGGCUUUCUAAGGGAAACUGACUCGUAUACACGUUACACAUGGGGAAAACCACGAAAACACCCAUGCAGCCAGCCCGUUCGCGGGGAUUCGAGCCUCGGACCGAACUACCAAUGUUCAGCGACUGGGCCCCUGAUAACUAUUAAAAGCCGUUAUUUCAUUAACACUUUUUAUAAAUACGUGUUAUUUGUUUUCUGAUGAAAAUAUGAACUGCUAUACAUAACAUUCUAUUUUUUAAUUUCCAGAUUUUGAAAUGUUAAAGUUUCUUCCUUGUUUAUUCAGUAAACAUUUAUUAAAACAAAAAAGCAGAAAUAUUUUUUCUUCUUGUGCUUGCUCACAAGACUAAAUUUCAUUAAAAUUUUUUGUAACCAGGAAAUUUAUACCUGCAUGAUUUGUAGGCACUUUGGUUUUUUCCACGAUAUUUUGUACAAGGAUAUUUUGAAAAGUGCGAAGUUUUUGCACCGCUUUAUUUUCUACCACGAUGUUACAACAUCGUGGUACAUUUUAUACAACAAAAACUGCAAAGUUUUUUUCCAUUUCUUUUCAUCCACGAUGUUUUCUACAUUGGCGUUUUUCCCUUGCGUUGCUUUUCUCUGCAACGUUUUUGUCUUGAUGUUUCCGGAGGAUAUCCUUCUUUCUUCUCUGCUUUAAAGGUAUCCAAAAUUCUCAAUACUUCUUGCAUGUUACGAAGGAAUAAAUACUUUUCGAUUUUAGGUUGAGCAAAUGGAAACGGAAGAUGACGAGUUGCAGACUUUCUUUUCAGAAGAUCGAGCACCACUCCAAUUUGCAAACCUUGUGAAAAUCGACAUAAAUCUUUAUUUCCAGAUGAUGGAUUUGUUAGACAUAGAUUUAUUCUAUGGUGCGAAAGAAUUCUUAGUUUUAGCUCACUGGAAUUUUUCUUCUGUUCUUUACCCAAAACUGAUGUUUACAGUAAAAUAAUUAAUACUUUUGACCACCACAAAGAGAGUUUUACAAAAGCAACUUCAAGCAUUCCUUCCAGAUAUUGUUACCAGAGUACGGGCCGAAACUCUGAACAUUGUCAUGACGUCUGAACUGCUGUUACAGCUCCAUAUGCUGAGUUCCUCCAUAUCGACCAUGCCAGAAGAAAAAGAGUCAAUAUUAAGUUUAUACUCAUCGCACAGAAACAAACCUUGAAUUGAUGGAAAGAAAUAUACCGAUUUUGCUUCUCAUCUUUAAACAUCGUGGAAGUUUUCAGUGGUGGUUUCUUGCUGAAGAUUCUGAUUUCGAAAGCUGUGGCAGUAAUUGAGAAAAUUUUGGACAAAAUAUCUUUCCAUUUGGUACUUUUGGAAGUUUCUAGAACUUCUCAAUAAGAAUUUUUUCAAAACCAUGAAAGUGAUGUAUGAAACUUUCUGUAUAACAAGUAAUAACAUCCUAAUUUGAUAAUAUCCUAAUAUGAUAACUAAUUAACUAAUAGCUCCUUCCUACAAUAAUUUAUAUGAAGUUUGUAAGCAAACCUGAGUUUGUGCUGAUGAAAUAAAGCAUCUUUGUUGUGAGACCUGAA